CAGCCAAAGACACAACCAGUUGAGUUGACACGUAAAAUCCAGCGAAUUAGGGUUUAUCGUCCUUGAAAAAAUUGGGCAUUUCAACAAAACUCUUCCUUUUCUGUCUGUCAAAUUCCUUUAAUUCCGACAAUGAAGAACACUAAACCAAACACCGAAUCCAUCAACAUGAACAACAACAACUACAACAAUAAGAAUAAGAUGAAGAAAAACAUGCAGAGAUUGGGCGGCACAGGCCUUUCUCUUGAAGCCUUUGCCAAUGCCAAAUCCAGACAAAACUCCUACAAUCCUGCUUUGCUAAAGAAAAAGAGAGAAUUUUACAGGAAUGCUAAACAUGUAAACAAAUACAAAAAACUGCUGAAGCAACAAAAUCAACCAAAUGAUCAAUCCAUAUCUGUCGAACCUGAUGAGGUGAAUGAAUCUAGGGUUACCGGUGAGACAAGUAAGGAAGACAAGAAAAGCAGAAAAGGAUCAUACAGUUUGCAAGACUUGUAUGUGAAGAAACACGAAGAACAAGAGAAAGCAAGGAUGGAAAGAGAUUCCUUUUUCAAAGCAAGGAAGGAAGAAAAGGAUAAGGCUGAAUCCCGCAGAAAAGAUUUACGGGAAAAGAUGUUUAAAAGAACACGGAAAGGUCAGCCAGUCAUGAAAUAUAGAAUUGAGCAAAUUUUGGAGACAUUACAGGGUUCUACUUCUACUUCUACAUCGUAGUUGUCUGCUUCUUUCUGGGUCGAACUUCUAACUGCAAGAAUCUGAAUGACGAUCAGCUCUUCGCUUAUUUGAUGAUAAAAAUUAAGUCAUUUUAAGUUGAAUCCGUCUGUAACAGUUGAGGUGUGAAUCAUUUGAUGCUCUGGUUGUAGUUAGAUCCUGUAAAAUUUUGCUCUAUAAUGCAUAGCAGAAUACACAAUUUUGGACCAAAUCUCAACUUUAGAUGCUUGUUUCCAAAUGUAAGAGAAAAAAAAGUUUUGUUUAU
Spinacia oleracea (spinach) is the source of this 967-nucleotide messenger RNA. RefSeq lists its product as uncharacterized. The record is from RefSeq and is a predicted model, not a curated record. Bases 130 to 705 code for a protein of 191 amino acids. NCBI's taxonomy places the organism in Eukaryota, Viridiplantae, Streptophyta, Magnoliopsida, Caryophyllales, Amaranthaceae. The transcript is spliced from 3 exons. Gene Ontology annotation, cellular component: nucleus.